Messenger RNA from Entamoeba invadens IP1, 957 nucleotides. RefSeq lists its product as hypothetical. Lineage: Eukaryota; Evosea; Mastigamoebida; Endamoebidae. Bases 1 to 957 code for a protein of 318 amino acids. The record is from RefSeq and is a predicted model, not a curated record. The transcript has a single exon.
AUGAACCAAGUCACUACUAAAAAAGACCAAUAUGUAUCUACUAUUGUUUCUGAUCAAACGAAAAUAUAUAUUGAAUCGGAUACAGAAACUUUUAGUUCUACAAAUACACCUAUACCAUCGACAAAUUUAAAUGAAAUUAAUAAAAAUGACACUUUGAAUAAAGAAAGUGAUGAGAGUGAAAUUGACCAAUUGUUGAUGGAUGAAAUUUUGAGUGCUGAAAGAUUCUUUGAAGAACAUGAAAAACAGGUGCAGAUUAGUACCGAUAAUAACGAUGAUGAUGUUGAAGAUGAACUAUUAAAUGCACAUGAAAUGUUCAAAUGUGUACCAGAAAACACUAAAAAUCAUUUAUUGGAAGAGUUGUACACCUUUGAAGAUGGAACUUUUCUUGUAUACGAUAGAAUCGAUUAUAAAGAAAUUGAUAUAGAUGCAGUUUCAGAAUCAGUUAGAAGAUUUUCUUAUGAUCAUGACAACAAUUUUGUAAUAGAAAGAUAUAUUGUAGCACUUGAUUAUUUAUUUAGAAGAACGUGUAAUAUCACCAAUAUUAAAACACUUAAAUUUGUCAAAGUUAUGCAAAGAAAAGUAUGUGAUUAUGUUAUGAAUGGUGAAAUGGUUAAAGCUCACCUGAGUGCUGAACAAAUACGAGCAUUAAAACGAUGUACAUUGGUAAGUCACGCAACACUGAGUAGAGAUUCACUCGAAAAAGCUAAAACGUUGGCAUUAAGCUCGAGAACUGUUAACGCACAAAUAUUUAAAGCUAAUGGAUUAAAGAAAGAAAAACUUAAGGCCGAAAGUAGUGAAUAUAAAUGUUUAGCAAUUUCCAUUGACUCAACUACGAAAAAUGAUCAAGAAAUAUUCUGUGUGAUGUUAAGAUUGGUCAAAGGAAGAAAGUGUUAUUCACUGCCUCUUAUAUUGAAUCAAUACAAAGGCCAAACAGAUGCAAAAACACUUGCUAAAUGA